CAUACCAUCUUUCAUUCAGAAACACUUUAGUUGAAGAUUGGAUUUCCCAUUUGCCAAGCUGUAUAUCUAACUUCAGGAAAUGGAUCAUUCCAGAGAUGGAGGCGACCAGGUUAGUAUAGCAGCUCGCUCCUCGUUAUUCGACUCACUGAAAGGAUGCGGCCUGUCGGGGAUCCCAAUCGACAAACAGGAGCUCAAUACAAAGGUUAUGAUGCCGCAGUAUCUCCGCUUAGCCAUGCGUGAUUCUAUCCGCUUAAAAGACCCCACUGCCGGAGCCUCUGCCUCUCUUCCACCGCAAAAUAUAGUCCCGCCACUGCCAGAGGCUCCUUUGGUGGUCUUCAUUAAUCCGCGUAGCGGCGGCCGCCAUGGCCAGAAACUCAAGCAGCGCCUCCAGCAAUUAAUCAGCGAAGAACAGGUUUUUGAUCUUUUGGAAGUGAAGCCUCAUGAAUUUGUACAAUAUGGACUGCGCUGCCUGGAAAUCUUGGCUGAUCAAGGUGACAUCUGUGCUAAACAAACUCGUCAGAGGAUGAGGGUCAUGGUUGCAGGAGGCGAUGGUACUGUCGGUUGGGUACUGGGAAGUCUAGCAGAACUUAACAACCAAGACCGCAAGCCUGUUCUUCCUGUUGGGAUUAUCCCUCUUGGUACUGGCAAUGAUCUUUCCAGGAGUUUUGGUUGGGGAGGUUCAUUUCCUUUUGCCUGGCAAUCUGCUGUUAAAAGAUCUCUCCACAGGGCUACCACUGGCCAAGUUGGUUCUUUGGAUAGUUGGCAUGUUUUGCUGUCGGUGCCUGCUGGGGAGAGAGUGGAACCACCUCAUUCUUUGAAGCUUACAGAAGAAAGUGAUCUGAAUGAGGCUGUGCGUAAACUGGACGAAAAAGGAGAUUUACCAACAAAACUGGCUUCCUAUGGAGGAGUAUUUUAUAAUUACUUCAGCAUAGGAAUGGAUGCUCAAGUUGCUUACGGCUUCCAUCAUUUGCGUAACAAAAGACCAAAACUUGCUCGAGGUCCACUUACAAAUAAGCUGAUCUACUCUAGUUAUAGUUGCACUCAAGGUUGGUUCUUCACUUCCUGCUCAAACGAUCCAAAUUUGAGGGGCCUUAAGAACAUCGUUAGAAUACAUAUCAAAAAGAUAAAUUGCUCAGAAUGGGAAAAGAUUCCAAUUCCUUCCAGUGUUAGGUCUAUUGUUACUUUAAACCUUCAUAACUACGCAAGCGGAAGAAACCCAUGGGGUAAGCCCAAGCCACAGUACUUGGAGAAGAGAGGCUUUGUGGAGGCGCAUGCUGAUGAUGGUCUUCUAGAGAUUUUUGGCCUAAAACAAGGAUGGCAUACAUCGUUUGUUAUGGUAGACAUAAUCUCUGCCAAACACAUCGCCCAGGCAGCAGCCAUUAGAAUUGAAAUCAGAGGUGGGAAGCGGAAGAAGGCAUAUCUGCAGAUGGAUGGGGAGCCAUGGAAACAGCCAAUCAAUAAGGACUUCUCAACGUAUGUUGAAAUCAAGAGGGUUCCUUUUCAAUCACUAAUGAUCAACGGGGACUAAAACUUUCCUCUUCAGUUUGGUCGCUGAGUGGAUUUUUUUGGCUGAUAUAUUUACGUUCAAAAUAUUCAUUUGCAACAAAAGCUUAGAUUAUUUUCAACGAAUGUGUACUUUACAGAGAGAUUAUUCAAUGAUAUACAGUAAUCAAUCAAGUAUAA
Molecule: messenger RNA, 1683 nt
Organism: Cucurbita maxima (winter squash)
Lineage: Eukaryota; Viridiplantae; Streptophyta; Magnoliopsida; Cucurbitales; Cucurbitaceae
Product: diacylglycerol kinase 7-like
Exons: 12
Coding region: 80-1528 (482 amino acids)
Molecular function (GO): ATP-dependent diacylglycerol kinase activity
Source: RefSeq, a predicted model, not a curated record